AUGGGCACAUGUUACAGUAAACGUUCAGCUUGUUAUUAUUUAACUCAAAAUACAACAUCUGAAACACCACCGGCUACAUUACGUCGUUUUAGUAAUUUACAUCAUAGUGUAAAAUCAUUUUCAUCCAUGGCAUAUCAACGUCGAAGUUUUCGUACGAAACCAUUGACAAUUAUAAAACAAAGUCCAAAAAAUAAACAACAUUGGUGUAUUAUUAAAUACAAUGAAACAAAAGAAGCACUUGUUUGA
Molecule: messenger RNA, 246 nt
Organism: Rotaria sordida
Lineage: Eukaryota; Metazoa; Rotifera; Eurotatoria; Philodinida; Philodinidae
Source: the annotation of a GenBank genome assembly